GUAUUUAAUUAAGAUAUUCGCAACUAACUUGCUAAACAUACAAUUUGUUACGAUCAAACACAUCAUCAUGGCGUAAUAGCACACUGAUUAGAUGGCCAAAAAAAAUAUCACUUCAAUAUAACGAAGCGUUUUCCCGACUGUUAGCCCUUCAUCUGUCAAUAUUUGAUCGAGGAACAUCCGGUUGUUGAAUUCAAGAUGGCGUCAGUGUGGAGUCUAGUUGUCUGUGGUCUGAUGAUGGCGGCGCUUCCGGCGGCGAGGGGCACGGCGGAGGUCAUGUCGCAUGUCACUGCGCACUUUGGAAAGACCCUGGAAGAAUGCAGGGAAGAAUCCGGCCUCUCCGGAGAAAUAAUGGAAGAGUUCCACCACUUCUGGCGCGAGGACUUUGAGGUGGUGCACCGCGAGCUGGGCUGCGCCAUCAUCUGCAUGAGCAACAAGUUCCAGCUGAUGCAGGACGACGCGCGCAUGCACCACGAGAACAUGCACGACUACAUCAAGAGCUUCCCCAAGGGUGACCUCCUCUCAGAGACGAUGGUGAGGCUGAUCCACAACUGUGAGAAGAAGUACGACGACAUCGACGACGAGUGCAGCCGCGUGGUGAAGACGGCUGCUUGCUUCAAGAAGGACGCACAGGCUGAGGGCAUCGCCCCCGAGCUCACCAUGAUAGAAGCCGUGCUAGAGAAGUACUGAGAGAUGUUGGUGAUGAUGAUGAUGAAGAUGCAGGUGUUACAAGAGGCGUGGAUGGUGUUUAACAGUCUUCCAAGGUGUUUUAAAGUUUAAUUUGUCAAGGUUUAUUAUAUCCAAGAAAGAGUAGCAGAAGAGCGUAUUUAAGAAAAUACACAUAAGAUAAUAACUGUAGAACAUGUGUGCCUCUUGUAUCACUACUCGUAUCUUGAUCAAUAAUACAACGACGAUAAAUGCAUUAAUUGGAUCUGAAGCUUAUACAUUAUUAGUUGUAGUUAUCUUUGAUGAAGCAAUCAUAAUAAAGAGAUUAUGACCACUGAAA
Messenger RNA from Plutella xylostella (diamondback moth), 1003 nucleotides. It is a transcript of the gene GOBP2, whose product is annotated as general odorant binding protein 2. The record is from RefSeq and is a predicted model, not a curated record. Lineage: Eukaryota; Metazoa; Arthropoda; Insecta; Lepidoptera; Plutellidae. Gene Ontology annotation, molecular function: odorant binding.